UUAUCAACAAAAUAACAUCUAUCUGAAAUUACAUUGGCGGAGACCUAUCACUUGUUUAUCCUCUCAUAAUGGGAAAAUAGAUUGUAUUUGACUGACAUACAUUCUUCAACUGAAUUCAUUUUGUUUGGUUGUGCUUAUUGAAGCAAGUAAUAUUGAUUUUGAUUAUAAAAUUAAAAAGCCGUGUCUCUUCAGAAGCUGCAUUGCACUGCACAUACUUCCCUCUCUUUUCACACAGACCGCGUAUCAUUUCAUCUUUUAAUCUUAUACUAUUAUAAAUAGCCACGGCCUUCUCUUCUUCUCAUCGCUCCAAACUUCUCAAACUGAAAUAUCUUCAAAUGCUCUCUCUCACAUUUCUCUGCACUGUCUCAAACUAGAAAUCAAGUUCUAAGCAUUUCUCUCAUUUAUUCACAGCAUUACUGAUGUACUAAAUUCCUAGUGCCUGUGCCCCAACACUACUUAAGUCGAAGAUGCUGAAGAAGAAAUCAGACAUAGCACACAGACCAUGGAACCUCCUCCGUCUAGCCUUGUUAUGGGCAAGGAACGGUUGUGCGUUCAAGAGGAAAUUCAUGAUGGACCUAAGUCUGUUCCCCAAGUUCCUCAAAAGCCUCGGGUGUUCAUCUGAACAUGGUGCAAUAAUACACUAUAAAGAGCAAGAGCUAUCCUUCGAGAACACUCCCAUUACCCAUGUCAGGAUGCACCGUCCAACGUCCAUGCGAUUCCAGAUGCCUUGUAUCCCAUGCAUAAAUCCACAUAUUGAUUUUGACUGUGAUUUCCCCGACAAAGACAGCAAUAAUGAUGACGACAACGACAAUGAUAAUAAUGACGACGACGACGACAAUAUGAGUUACUACAAUGAGAGAGAAAGGAAGAGUUUCUUGAUGAUCAGCGACGAAGAUGAUAAUGGAUCUGAGGUUUGUGAAGAGACGAUUAGUAGGGGUGAUGAAGGGAUUGAUGUCAAGGCAGAGCAGUUCAUAGCUAAAUUCUACGAGCAAAUGAAGCUGCAGAGACAGAUAUCAAAUGUAGAGUAUUAUGAGAUGCUCAAUAGGGGCACAAAUUGAUCAUCAAGUUCUUAGCUUGAUUUGCAAAUAUACUACCUAUACAUAUAUGGUAAUAAGAGAGGCAUUGCUGCAUGUGUGAGCCCGAGACUUCGGUUGAGUGAAUAUAUUUGUAAAAAAUAAGUUUAUUAUUUUUGUUUAUCCCAUUUCACGAAAUGGUCUGUUUUUUAAGUUUCUUAAACGUUACAACAAACUGGUAAGAGUGAAUGAUAGAAGUCUCUUUGAUACAUAUCAGUGCUGUUUAAGAUACGACAAACCAAUUCUAUCAGGUCAAAUUCCAGCAAUUUCCAUGUUGGAAAUUGUUCUUUUCAGAA
Camellia sinensis is the source of this 1369-nucleotide messenger RNA. RefSeq lists its product as uncharacterized. Lineage: Eukaryota; Viridiplantae; Streptophyta; Magnoliopsida; Ericales; Theaceae. The record is from RefSeq and is a predicted model, not a curated record.